Messenger RNA from Oreochromis aureus, 3539 nucleotides. Its product is annotated as zinc finger BED domain-containing protein 4-like. Gene Ontology annotation, molecular function: protein dimerization activity. The record is from RefSeq and is a predicted model, not a curated record. Lineage: Eukaryota; Metazoa; Chordata; Actinopteri; Cichliformes; Cichlidae. The transcript is spliced from 2 exons. Bases 2414 to 3268 code for a protein of 284 amino acids.
UUCCAUUGUCACACUUUUCCAGAAAUCAAUGGUCCCUUCCAUUAAAGCAGGUUUCAAUUGGUCCUCCUCACAAAGAUCGAUCAUCUCCAACUCAGCCGCAGCUUCAUCUGUGACUAGCGGGACUUUCAAACAGCCGGUCUCUGCAUUAAAUGGGUCGACGAGGAACGUAAUCUGUGGCCUUUUCAAUUGUAGAUCAUGGAACGGGGUCACAAAGCUUUCGUGCAAGUUUUCAAUCAGCGUUGCAUAUCUGGCUCUUUGCUUACUCAGGGCGGCGCUGGCGACUUGCCCGCUGGCUUUUAGCAGAGUGGGAAAAUGCGUUAAAUCUCCCUUUUGAAUAUGUGUCUUGAACAGCUUCAGUUUGUUGACAAACGCAAACACACUUUGCACCAGGUCAGGCAGCAUUUUUAACUUACCCUGCAGGGUCAGGGUCAGUCUGUCCAAGUGACACAUCAUGUUGACCAAAAAGGCCAGAUCCAUAAUCCACUUGAUGUCUGAGAGCUCGGGAUAGUCCUUGUCCUUCUCUUCCAUAAACAGUUUCACGGCAUCCAAAAGCUCAAAGAAGCGAGAGAGUACCUGGCCUUUUGACAGGCACCUCACAGUGCAGUGCAGCGGCAGGUCACCUGGAAGCCCUUGGUCCAGCUCAGCGAUGAGAUUCUUGAAUUGCCUGUGGUUAAGCGCAUGUGUGCGGAUAUAGUUCACGAUUUCCAUCACAGGCUUCAUGACGUUAUCUAAAUUCAAUGAUUUAGACACGAGUUGCUCCAUGUGGAUGAUGCAGUGGAAAUUCCAAAAGUCAGGAAUAGUUUGGUCAGCUUUGCACAGCCCCACAAGCCCGUUCACAGAUCCCAUUAUGGCUGGUGCUCCAUCCGUGGCUAUUGCAGUUAAUUUCGUUAUGGGCAGAUUUGCUUUUUCAAAUGCAGCCAUCAUGGUUUCUUUCACAUCUAUCCCACGGGUUCUGUCUUUUAAUGGAACAAUAUCCAGGAGUUCUUCUUUGAUCACACAAUCGUUUGACACAGACGUGCAAAUAUUGCCAACUGAGGCUUGUCUUGUAUGUCACAACUCUCAUCCAAUGCGACACUAAAAUACUCACAUGCUUGAAGGUCAGAGUGCAACUGUGAUUCAAUAGCCGUGUUAAUGUCCGAUAUUCUGUGUUCAACAGUGUGGCGGGACAGUUGGACGUCUUAUACCAUGCGUUUUAAUUUGUCGUUUUCAGGAGACAAGAUUUCAACAACGUCACUGAGGCAUUUUUUAACAAACUCCCCUUCAUUGUAUGGCUUUUUAGCACGUGCAAUGUUCCAAGCCAGCUGAUAGGAUGCGAGUGUUAUGGUCUCUGACCUCUUCGUAAAUUUUUGGAAAAACUGUAUCUGCUUUUCUGCCUGACUUUUCAAAGUGGCCAACUCGUGCUUGCGAAGUUCAGUCCCUUUUGGAAAUUCCUGGUCGAUGUUAGCAUGGAGUGAGCUGAAGUGGCGCUGAAGAUUUGAAGCUUUGAAAUGCGCUAAUGAUGUCUGGCAUAUAAGGCAGAAUGGCUUGCCAUUGCGUUCAACAAAAAAAUAUAAACUCUCCCACUCUGUUAAAAACGUCCUGUGUUCAUCUUCAUAUUUUCUUUUUGCUGUGCAUUUUUUCCCUGCCAUUUUAAGGGCGAACUUGCUCCUACUGGGAACUUUGCAGUAUUUUCAUCUCACACACAUGCGCAUUUACAAUUUAUAAUUUACUACUGAGAUAUAAUUCUCGAAAUUCUUGAAAGAGUAGUUGUCAAAGAGCUAACUGAUCGUCUGCAGAGGAAUAUUUGAAGACUUUCAGUCAGGUUUCAGAGCCCAUCACAGCACAGAAACAGCUUUAGUAAAGGUUACAAAUAAGGAUGCACCGAUACCGGUAUCUGGUAUCGGCCUCGAUACCACAUCUUCGAAAGUACUCGUACUCGUUAAAAGUCCCCUGAUACCGGGGACCAAUACCACGGUCUGAGACCUGUCUAUGUUUGAGCGGCAUGUAAGGGGUUAAUCACAGGCGCCGAGUGCCCGCCCCCAGGCCCCGGCUGCAGCUCGGAGCUGGGAGAAGGCAGGCGAAACAAGUCAGCCGUGUGGAUCUAUUUCAAAGUGAGCUGCGGACUGCAUAUAGUGCUCAGCGAAAUUGUCCAGAGGAGGCUCAAAAGGUAGCGCAUUUAACACAAAUAAUUUAAUCAAGCACCUAAAAUCCCAACACGACAACGAGUACAAAGAGUUUACCCACGCUUAUUUACCCAUGCUUAUUAGCACAGAGGAGCAUAGCUGAUGCUAUAGCAGUGGGACGGAAAAUAGUUGGGCAUUUUAAACAUUCCGCCUUAGCCUACUCCCGCCUCGAGGACAUUCAGGGACAGCUCAACCAGCCAAUAAAGAGACUGCAGCAGGACGUACAGACGCGCUGGAACAGCACGUAUUACAUGCUCCAGUCCCUCAUUGAGCAAAAGCGAGUGCUGGGGGUGUAUGUGUCCGAGCAUGAACUCCCUGACUAUCUCACCGCUCACCAAUGGGCUCUUAUGGAGACGACUGUUGCCAUCCUCGCCCCCUUUGAGGAACUAACUAAAAAAGUGAGCAGCUACGACGCACUAGCCUCUGAUGUCAUCCCAGCUGUGACUGUGCUAGUGAGACUUCUAAACAGAGAAACAGACGAGGACCACGGCGUCAAGACAAUGAAAGCAACCUUACUGGCAGCUGUCAAGAAGCGCUUCAGUGACGUCGAGACCGACCCACAGUACUUCAUCUCCACCAUACUUGACCCAAGGUAUAAAGAUCGCUUCUUCUCCAACAACACUGCUCCAGAGGCCAAGCUGCACCUGAAGCAGGAGCUGCAGAUGAUGUCCAGAGCUGAGGCAGAGGGGAGUCGGGCAGAAGCUGCAGAACCUCCUGCUAAACUGUUCCUCAAGGCCCAGGCCAGCACUAGCAGCAGUCUGGACACCGUAUUUGACGAAAUCGCUAAGGAGCAGCCCCAGGCAGCACAGCCGCUGGCAGCAGGUGCUGCCAUUGAGCUCGACACAUACCUCGGAGAGGCCCCAAGCCCUCGUGAAGACAGUCCUCUGAAUUACUGGGGUGCCAACAAAAUCAGGUUCCCCACUUUGGCUAAAAUAGCCCGUAAAUACCUCUCAGCCCCAUGUAGCAGUGUGGAAAGUGAAAGGCUUUUUAGCUCAGUGUCACACAUUAUAGAUGAGAACAGAAACAGUCUGACUGCUGAUAAUGCAGAAAAGCUACUUUUCUUAAAAAAAAACUGCCACUCACUUUUUCUAAAUAGGCUCCGUUAAGUGAGUCGUCUUAGACUUGAUGUUAACACCUACCUCAGUUGCACUGACUGCCACAGUUCUAUGUUGGUGGAUGUUGUUAGUUUAUUCAAAUAUUGUGCACUAAAUAGCAAAGAUGUUUAUUAAUGCCCCUUGUGUUGUUCAAAGCGGCAGAGUUUACAAUAAACUGAAAAAAAAUACUUGAGUUGCACUGUCACUGUUUAAUUUUUUUUUCAGAAUUAUUUAUUCUGUAAUAUGUUGCAUACAACAUGCUUUUCAUUUUAAAUAAAUGUUC